Messenger RNA from Chenopodium quinoa (quinoa), 1334 nucleotides. RefSeq lists its product as uncharacterized. The transcript has 8 exons. Bases 194 to 1057 code for a protein of 287 amino acids. The record is from RefSeq and is a predicted model, not a curated record. Lineage: Eukaryota; Viridiplantae; Streptophyta; Magnoliopsida; Caryophyllales; Amaranthaceae. Gene Ontology annotation, cellular component: membrane; clathrin vesicle coat. Gene Ontology annotation, biological process: endocytosis.
AACAGUUGACAUUUCCCAAGCAACAACCAGGAAGAGAAAGAGUACUCCUAAGAACGGAAAAUUUCAGCGACUCCCCCCAAACAUAGCCACCCCCUGAAUCCCCUUCAACCACCUUACCAAAAACCCCAUUACAAAAUCAGAAAUCAGAACUUUGAAUCACUUUCAUCUUCUUUCUCAGCUUUAGACCACAACAAUGGAGACGGAGAAAAACCCAUCAAAUGGUAAACAAAAAUUAGAUGAGACCGAAGAAGAAGACGACCAAAUUGAGCUUGUCCUCUUUCAUGUCCCCGAAUGCUAUGUCUACAUCAUACCCCCAAGGAAAACUGCUGCUUCAUACAGAGCUGAUGAAUGGGAUGUAAAUAAAUGGGCAUGGGAAGGAGUCUUGAAAGUUAUUAGCAAAGGAGAGGAGUGCAUAAUCAGACUUGAGGAUAAGUCAACAGGUGAACUAUAUGCUCGGGCUUUUUUGAGGAAAGGAGAGCAACAUCCUGUGGAGCCUGUAAUUGAUAGUAGCAGGUACUUUGUCCUCCGAAUAGAAGAGAACAUAGGUGGUCGCCUUCGACAUGCUUUUGUUGGGAUAGGGUUUCGAGAGAGAACUGAAGCUUAUGACUUCCAAGCUGCUCUGCAUGAUCAUAUGAAGUAUCUUGAUAAGAAGAAAACUGCUGAAGAAAUGGAGUAUCAGUUCCAGAAUUCUUCAACGGUUGAUUACAGUUUGAAAGAUGGAGAGACCCUUGUUCUUCAGUUGAAAAAUAAACCUGGUGGCAAUAUAAAGCUGAAAUCCAUCGAUCAGGGUGUGAACAACCUUUCAAUUACGGAAAAAAGUAAACCUAUAGAGCCUGCCCUUGCUAUUAAACCACCUCCUCCUCCACCAGCGACUCUGUCACCAACUACUUCUCCUAAAACACCUAGAUCUCCCAAGACUAAUACUGGUAAAAAUUUCGAAGUAGAGAAAGAAGAUCCCAGCAAAGAGCAGCCUCAACCUGAUUUAAAAUUGAAGGACUCUCAAAAUUCAGAAGAUGUAGCAGAUGAUGACUUUGGGGAUUUUCAGGCUGCUGACUGAUUUUGUUAUUAUGUAAAAACUUUUGUUUAUAAUCAGUAUAAUUGUUUCAACCUAGUUUGGUGUAUAUGAUGUUGUGUUCCAUAGACAAUGCUCAUACAAACUCCAUAUGAAGUUUUUCGUACAUACUUUCCUGCCUGGCAGGGAAACGAAAGUGAUGUGUCGUGAGAGUCGCGUAUAGAGAGUUGUUGAUAAGGCUUUUCUGCUUGGUGUUACAUUGUGAAUUUCUUGUUCAUGCAGCUGUUUGUAUAAAUUAAAUCCGUUCUUUGUCUUCGCUACC